Durusdinium trenchii is the source of this 324-nucleotide messenger RNA. NCBI's taxonomy places the organism in Eukaryota, Dinophyceae, Suessiales, Symbiodiniaceae. The record is from the annotation of a GenBank genome assembly.
AUGGUGAACAUCCCGAAGACGCGGAAUACUUAUUGCCGCGCGUGCAAGAAGCACACACCUCACAAGGUGUCGCAGUACAAGACUGGCAAGGCUUCUUUGACAGCCCAGGGCAAGCGACGAUACGACAAGAAGCAGGCUGGCUUUGGGGGGCAAACGAAGCCAAUCUUUCACAAGAAGGCAAAGACCACCAAGAAGAUCGUGCUGAAGUUUGAGUGCACAAAGUGCAAGAAGAAGCGCAUGAAGCCCAUCAAGCGUACCAAGCACUUCGAGCUUGGAACCGACUCGAAGAAAGGUAAGAAUGAGUACGGCGGCAAGUACCGAUGA